AUGUCACAAAAUACCAAUCACACUAUUAGUGGUCGCAUGAUCUUGCAUCAAUCCCAAAAACAACAAAAGUCCUAUCCCUACUUUAAAGACACCCGAGUCGACUCCUGCUCCUACAUCCACAUGAAAAAAGGAAACCCCUACGCUGUUCCCUACUAUGAACUUGCAAACAAAGGGUAAAUUGAUCAUCACAAUAAAUCUGUCUAUGUUACAUCAACCUAUUCCGAUGAUUAUCGACCAAAACCUAAUUUACAUGUUGGAUCUGACAAGAAAACUUUGGAGCCCUACACCAUGGGUUCCUUUAGAUCUCGACUGCCAGAGCCUGAAGCACCCUUAUUGGCCAAAAAUGCAUCGCAAAUCGAAAUUGGAGAUAGACAUUUUAAUGUAAAACGGCAUUUCCUCAGUACUGCUCAUAAUGUUUAUGGCAAUUUUGGGAAGUUUGGCAAUGUGUCUAACCCUGGAAUUCUUGCAGAAAAAACCAAGUGGCAUCACCAUUUAUAAUAAUUAUGA
Molecule: messenger RNA, 507 nt
Organism: Paramecium tetraurelia
Lineage: Eukaryota; Ciliophora; Oligohymenophorea; Peniculida; Parameciidae
Exons: 3
Source: RefSeq, a predicted model, not a curated record